Molecule: messenger RNA, 702 nt
Organism: Orycteropus afer afer
Lineage: Eukaryota; Metazoa; Chordata; Mammalia; Tubulidentata; Orycteropodidae
Gene: MSRA
Product: methionine sulfoxide reductase A
Exons: 6
Coding region: 1-702 (233 amino acids)
Biological process (GO): cellular response to oxidative stress
Cellular component (GO): cytoplasm
Molecular function (GO): peptide-methionine (S)-S-oxide reductase activity
Source: RefSeq, a predicted model, not a curated record
AUGCUGUGGGCCACUAAGGGGGUUCGCCAGCUGCUCCACACCCUUUUUCCUGUCCCAAGAAUGGGCGAGUCUGCUUCUAAAAUCGUCAGCCCUCAGGAGGCCUUGCCCGGCCGGAAAGAUUCGAUACCAGUAGCCGCCAAACAUCAUGUCAAUGGCAACAGAACAGUUGAACCUUUCCCAGAGGGAACACAGAUGGCUCUGUUUGGAAUGGGCUGUUUUUGGGGAGCUGAAAGGAAAUUCUGGAUUCUGAAAGGAGUGUAUUCAACUCAAGUUGGUUAUGCAGGAGGCUAUACUUCCAAUCCUACUUAUCAAGAAGUCUGUUCAGGAAAAACCGGCCAUGCAGAAGUAGUCCGAGUUGUGUACCAGCCAGAACGCAUCAGCUUUGAGGAACUGCUCAAGGUCUUCUGGGAGAAUCAUGACCCGACACAAGGCAUGCGCCAAGGCAACGAUCAUGGUACUCAGUACCGUUCAGCCAUCUAUCCCACCUCUGCCAAGCAAAUGGAGGUGGCGUUGAGGUCCACAGAAGACUACCAGAAGGUUCUGUCCCAGAGUGGUUACGGUACAAUCACGACGGACAUCCGAGAGGGGCAGACCUUCUACUACGCAGAAGACUACCACCAGCAGUACUUGAGCAAGAACCCUGAUGGAUACUGUGGACUCGGGGGCACAGGAGUUUCCUGUCCAAUUGGUGUGAAAAAAUAA